Messenger RNA from Aspergillus luchuensis, 867 nucleotides. RefSeq lists its product as uncharacterized. NCBI's taxonomy places the organism in Eukaryota, Fungi, Ascomycota, Eurotiomycetes, Eurotiales, Aspergillaceae. The transcript has a single exon. The record is from RefSeq and is a predicted model, not a curated record. The coding region runs from base 1 to 867 and encodes 288 amino acids.
AUGCGCCCCUCAACCCGCCUCCUCAUCCUCACCACACCCCCCAUCAUCCUAACCUACACCACGCACCGCUACCUCUGCACCCUCGAAGCCAAAUACCCCCCCAUCGACCCAACCACCACCACCAGCCUGGCUCUCCGCACCCCGAGCAACCCAACAACCCAACACUGUCCCGAAGUUGACGUCUACGAGGCCAAACACGUACCAGUGAAAUCACUUCUGAAGCGAUACUCCACACUUCUCCAAUCCCAUCCCAAAACCCAUGACUCCACCACAACCAACAAAGCAACCCUAACCAACGCCUGGAUCCUCACCUUCCUCAACACCAAGCCCCUACUAGUCGAAGGCAGCCUCAUCGGCUUAAUCAAGAAUAAAUCAUACAGUCCCGGGGAUACGGGCGUCACAGACCCGGAGUUCAUACCUACAUCGACACCUACAACCACAUCUUCACUCACAUAUAAACUCUCAUCCCUAUUCAUCACCCCCAAACCCCAAAAUCCACAAGAAAAAAGAAGCGACCGCUCCCUCCUCAACUCCGUCUUCACAAUCCAACACACCUCCGCCCCCACAACAGGCCUCCUACUCUCAUGGCACAUGCCCGACGAACCGCGCCUCUUCUUCGAGAAAAUCGCCCGAUGGGGAUACCCCUGGCGACUGAUGAGCGGGGGGCGACACGAGCUCAGCAUCUCAGAGGUAUAUGUAUACCAGGGAGAAGAAGUAGUCGAUGUACGAUUCGCCUCGGCACAUGAUUAUGAGGUUAUAAGUGACGAAGAACCGAUGCAGAAGAAAGUUCCUGCUUGGGUGGGGAGGUUGCAUCGCGGGUAUGCGAGGGCGUUGGUGGAUUGGGCUGUGAGGGAUUUGGAUGCUUAA